Messenger RNA from Heterotrigona itama, 3953 nucleotides. The record is from the annotation of a GenBank genome assembly. NCBI's taxonomy places the organism in Eukaryota, Metazoa, Arthropoda, Insecta, Hymenoptera, Apidae.
AACAAAAUUUUAAAAAUAAAAAAAAAAAUGUCAAUUGAUAUAGUAGAAAUCUUAAAAGAACCAAAAAUGACAAAGGUGUGUGCACCAAUGGUUAGAUACAGCAAAUUACAAUUUAGAACAUUAGUAAGACAAUAUGAUUGUGAUAUAUGUUUUACACCUAUGAUCUUAGCUGAUUCAUUUGUACAAUCUGAAAAAGCUAGAGAUAAUGAGUUUUCAACUAAUAAUGGGGAUAAACCACUAAUUGUUCAAUUUGCUGCUAAAAAUGUACAUGAUUUUCUUAAUGCAACAGAACUAGUUGCUCCAUAUUGCAAUGGAGUUGACAUAAAUUGUGGGUGUCCACAGCGUUGGGCAUUAAAAGAAGGAUAUGGAGCUGAUUUACUUAAGAAACCAGAUCUUGUAAAAGAUUUAAUAUAUCAAGUGAGAAAUCGCAUUCCACAUCCUUUCUCUGUAUCUGCAAAAAUUAGAUUGUUCAAGGAUAUUCAUAAAACUAUUGACUUCUGUAGAAUUCUUGAGAAAGCAGGUGCUUCAUUUCUUACCAUUCAUGCUAGAACUCCGGAAAUGAGAUGUGAACCAAUUGAUUUGAAAAGUUUAAAAUUAGUAAGAGAUAGUGUGAAAUUACCACUCAUUGCUAACGGAGAUAUAAAAAGUUUAGAAAGUGCAGAAUACUUGUACAAGGAAAGUAAUUGUGACGCAGUGAUGUCUGCAAGAGGAAUUUUAACAAACCCAGCUCUUUUCUCUGGAUAUACAGUUACACCUCUUGAUUGUGUACAAGAUUGGGUUGAUAUUACAUCGACUAUACCGACCCAGUUUAUAUGUUUUCAUCAUCACCUUGUAUUUAUGUUAGAAAAAAUACUCCCCAAGAAAAAUAGAUUGUUUUUCAAUAGUUUACAAAAUAAAGCAGCUGUUAUGGAAUUUUUAAAAGAUACUUAUGGCAUAAAACCUAACAACAAUUCUAAAUCAUUUGAUCUUAUUAAAUGCAUCUUUAAUACGUCACACAAAAAAUAUAACAAAGAUAUUGCGAAAGAUGAUGAUGAUUUAAGUAUGAAUUUUUUAGAUUCGAUCUUUGGCUCCUAGUAAAACUGGUAAACGUCCAUUGCUAUCUGACAUAUCCAAUAAUGUAGUACCAUCAAGGCUUGUGUCACCUGUUCAGCAGGUGAAAAAAAAGGUUUGUCACAGUGUCAAAAAUGUACAAAUACCAGAAUAUAAAGCAGUAACCCUUUCAUCUGAUGAUGUACAAGCUACUCAAGAAAUAAUUUCUGAACAUGAAGAACGUAUGAAAAAACUCCUUAGUAAGCCAUUUAAAAUACCAAUUCCUGGUUAUCAGUUAUCUGGCCGUGCACUAGGAAUACGUUUAUCUGGUCCUCGUAGGGCCUUACAUGAUCCUGAGGAAGCUAAUGCACUUGUUGUUUAUUCACCUCCUGAAUUAUCUGAACAUGAAAAAUUGAAAGUAGAUCAAUCUAAACAAUUUGUGCAUGUAGUGGUAGAUCCUAUAUUAUGUAACAUUUUAAGGCCUCAUCAAAGAGAAGGUGUAAAGUUUAUGUACGAGUGUGUAACAGGAAAACGCAUUGAAAGUGCCUACGGAUGCAUUAUGGCAGAUGAAAUGGGUCUUGGAAAAACUUUACAAUGUAUAACUCUAUUAUGGACUCUGUUAAAACAAGGGCCUGAAGCUAAACCACUUAUAGAGAAAGCUAUUAUUGUUGCUCCAAGUUCAUUAGUUAAAAAUUGGUAUAACGAGAUCUUUAAAUGGUUAAAAAAUAAAGUUCAACCACUGGCAAUUGAUGGUGGAAACAAAGCAGACAUUGAUGCAAAACUUACUGGAUUUAUGAAAACUUAUGGUCGUAGGUGUAUAAAUCCUAUUUUGAUAAUCAGUUACGAAACUUUUCGCUUGCACGCACACGUUCUUCAUCAAGACGAGGUUGGACUCGUAUUAUGCGAUGAAGGACAUCGUUUAAAAAAUUCCGAAAAUCAAACGUACCAAGCACUUAUAAAAUUGAAAGCCAAAAGAAGAGUAUUACUUAGUGGAACACCUAUCCAGAAUGAUCUUUUAGAAUACUUUUCUCUUGUACAUUUUGUUAAUCAAGGACUACUGGGAACUGCACAAGAAUUUCGGAAAAAAUUCGAAAUACCAAUUUUACGUGGUCAAGAUGCAGCUGCAACAGAUGCUGAACGUACUCUUGCUCAAGAACGCUUAACGGAAUUAGUAACCAUUGUGAAUAAGUGUCUUAUUAGACGUACCAGUGCCUUACUUUCAAAAUAUUUACCUUUAAAAUAUGAAUUAGUGGUGUGCAUAAAAAUGGGAAAAUUACAAACUGAUCUCUAUAAUAAUUUUAUACAAAGCGAUAGUGUCAAAAGAUCAAUGGAAGGUGAAAAUUCAGAAAAUUCCAAGAAGGGAAAAAGUUUUUCUACACUUGCAGCAAUCACAUUGUUGAAAAAGUUAUGCAACCAUCCUGAUUUAAUAUAUGACAAAAUAUUGGGAAAAUGUGAUGGAUUUGAAAACGCUGCAAAAUUAAUGCCAGUAACUUAUAACACAAGAGAAAUCAUGCCAGAAUUAUCCGGGAAGCUAAUGGUAUUAGAUUGCCUUUUAGCAUCUAUUAAAACAACAACAAACGAUAAAAUUGUUUUGGUAUCUAAUUAUACACAAACUCUCGAUCUAUUCGAGAAACUGUGUCAUAAACGUUGUUAUAAUUAUGUUAGAUUGGAUGGCACUAUGACUAUUAAGAAAAGAUCAAAGGUAGUAGAAAAAUUUAAUGAUCCAAAUAGCAAUGACUUCAUUUUUAUGCUCAGCUCUAAAGCUGGAGGCUGUGGGUUAAAUCUUAUCGGUGCAAAUCGUCUUGUCAUGUUCGAUCCUGACUGGAAUCCUGCGAAUGACGAUCAAGCUAUGGCUAGGGUUUGGAGAGAUGGUCAGAAGAAGCUCUGUUUCAUAUAUCGUUUCCUUUGUAAAUCAAUUCCCUAUUUGAAUAUAUUGCAGACUGGUACUAUCGAAGAAAAAAUUUUCCAAAGGCAAGCGCAUAAAAAGGCAUUAAGUUCGACAGUUGUAGAUCAGGAAGAAGACGUUGCAAGACAUUUUACGUUAAAUGAUCUACGAGAUUUAUUUAAAUUAGAAGAAAAUACUAUAUCAGAUACUCAUGCUAAGUUCAAGUGUAAAAGGUGUGUUAAUGGCAUAGAAGUAAAAGGACCACCCGAACAAUCGGACUGUAAUUCGGAUUUAUCAGAUUGGAGGCACAUAUAUAAUCCACGACAUUUACCAGAUAUUCCGUUACGACAGUGCUGGUCGAGUGGAAUUUCAUUUGUUUUCUGCCAUCGAUCGCAUGAACAAGUUAAAUAAGAUUAUAAUUUUUAAGAAUAUUUGUGUAUAGGAUAAUAUAAAGAAAGCAAUAUUUUUUUACUGUUCAUAUUUCAUACAUACUUUUGUACAAAAGUUGUUACGCUUAUUUAAAACGAAAUCUGUAUAAACAAAUGCACAAUAAAUAUUAUGUAUUUGUUUAAUAAUAGAAUUUACAUUAAAUACUAAUUGAAAUUACAUUAUAAUACUAAUAUUAUGUAGAAAGGUAAAAAAAAAUAAUUUAAUUGUAUAAAAGUUAUUGCACAAAUUGAUUAAACGUGUAAAAUAUUUUUCUUUGCGGAAGUUUAUUAUUAGUUAUUAAACAGUCUGUAAUUUUUUUUUUUUGCUACAUUACUAUAUUAAUUUAAUAACGUACUUGGAGCUAUUGAUCUCAAAAGCUAUUACAUUUGUAAUUUCUAAAUUUAAUGUAUUUUCAAACUGAGCAUUGUCUAAAUUGCAAUCAAAAUUACAAUUCACCAAGCAUACGAUAUAUAAUGCGAUAAUAAAAUGUGCAGUACAUAAAUCAAAAUAAGAAAUAUAAUUUUUAAGAAUAACAUCUAAACGUAGUCAUGAAAUACUGAAAGUUGGGCAAAUUUUCAAGGUAUUCACAAUGUGUGAACAUAAGGCGUGA